Messenger RNA from Oxyura jamaicensis (ruddy duck), 1724 nucleotides. RefSeq names its product interferon regulatory factor 4-like. The record is from RefSeq and is a predicted model, not a curated record. The transcript has 8 exons. The coding region runs from base 105 to 1361 and encodes 418 amino acids. Gene Ontology annotation, cellular component: nucleus. Gene Ontology annotation, molecular function: DNA-binding transcription factor activity, RNA polymerase II-specific; protein binding; RNA polymerase II cis-regulatory region sequence-specific DNA binding. Gene Ontology annotation, biological process: regulation of transcription by RNA polymerase II; immune system process. Lineage: Eukaryota; Metazoa; Chordata; Aves; Anseriformes; Anatidae.
CGGCGGUCGGGAAAACGAAAGCGAAAGUCCCCGAACCGCCUUCGCUUUCGCCUCCCCGGCGCGCUCCCGAGGGCACCGCGGGGCCGGGCCGGGAGCGGGGCGCGAUGGCGGAGCCGGGGUCGCCCAUGCGGCUCAAGGAGUGGCUGAUCGCCCAGAUCGACAGCGGCCGCUACCCGGGGCUGCGCUGGGAGGACGGCCGCAGGACGCUGUUCCGCAUCCCCUGGAAGCACGCGGCCAAGCAGGACUACCGGCAGCAGCAGGACGCGGCGCUCUUCAGGGCUUGGGCGGUGUACAAGGGGAAGUACCACGAGGGCACGGACAAGGCCGACCCGUCCACCUGGAAGACGCGGCUCCGCUGCGCGCUCAACAAGAGCACCGACUUCCAGGAGGUGCCCGAGCGGAGCCAGCUCGACAUCUCCGAGCCCUACAAGGUGUACCAGAUCGUCUCCGACGGCGCCCGCGACGCAGAGAACGAUGGUGGCCCGCAGCCCCCAGCCGGCGAGGACCCGCAGGGCCGUGCCGCAGGGAGCCCGGCCGAGGAGGGCGUGCGGGGCGCCGGGGGGUCCGUGCUCCCCUUGCUCUCUGCCCACCCAGCUGAGAGAGGGUACCACGUGCGGGGAGUCUUCUACGGCUGGAACCCGACCCACGGCCACUUCCUCCCCAGGCCCCCGUCCUACCUCCCCGUCGAGGACGUCAACCACUCAGACUGCUGGCUCCACGUCCGCCUCUACUACUGCGACGUGCUGGUGAAGGAGCUCACCACCCGCACGGCCGAGGGCUGCCGCAUCGCCUCCCGCGCCGAGCCGGCCGACAGCGAGCGCCUCUACGGCCCCUCGUGCAUGGAGCAGAUCGAGUUCCCCCCGCCGCGGGCGCUCGGCGGCAGCAGCCGGGUGGCCGGCGUGACCGAGGUGCUGGAGCGGCUCCUGCCCCACCUGGAGCGCGGGGUCCUCCUGUGGGUGGCCCCCGAGGGGGUCUUCAUGAAGCGCCAGUGCCAGGGCAGGGUGUACUGGAACGGGCCGCUGGCCCCGCACCGGGACUGGCCCAACAAGCUGGAGCGGGAGAAGACCUACAAGCUGCUGGACACGCAGCAGUUCCUGCAGCAGCUGCGGAGGUACCUGAGCCAGGGGCAGCCGGCGCCGCAGUACCAGAUCCACCUGUGCUUCGGCGAGGAGUACCCCACCAGCGCCGGCCACCACUUCCAGAAGCUCAUCAUGGCCCACGUGGAGCCGGUGUUCGCACGGGAGCUCUUCCAUCACGCCCAGCGCAUCGGCCCCACGCUGCUGCGCAACUGCCCCCAGCCCUGUGCCCCCGGCGCUCCCGGCCACAUCGUCCACGUCCUCCAGCAGCUCUGCCAGCCCUGAGCGGGGCAGCCGAGGCGCGACGAAGCCUCGACCGUGCUCACCGCUGCGGAGCAAGGUGCUCAGCCUCCCCGCAGCUGCGCUCUGGCCCCGGGGAUGAGCGGCCUCCCAGCGGCGAUGCCGCAAGCUGCCGUGCGUGGGGCACUCGGCGCGGCGGGGACGGAGGUGGGUGGAUGCUGGCCGGAGCAGGAGGUGUGUUUCUUCCCGAGAACCGCUGGGAACCAUCUGGGGGGUGGCUGGGUGCUUGUUGGGUGUGCCGGGCAGCGGUCUGGGCUGGCGGGGAUCAGCCAGCUCCGUCCUUGUGCUUUGCACCGCGGGGACUCGCUGUCUGUGGUUUGUAGGAAUAAAGGUUGUGUUUCGUACUGC